GACUGAAAGAUUGAAACAAUAUAUUCCUUGCACAGUGAUCUUAGGACUACCCCAAGUUGUUGAGACGUUAACUGUGUCAUCACAAUUACUAUUAUUAUUAUUAUUAUUAUUUAUUUAUUUGUAAUUAAAAAAUUACCGAUUUUAGCUUUUUUUUUUGGUCGAAUAUCACCAUCUGUGCAAAGCUUUCAUCACUGGUUUGAUUGGAUCCUCUAACAACAGAGCGUUUGUGUUUGUGAAUAUGCGCAUGCGUCAGACCCCCUCCUCAUCGAUUGGUUGUUGUCGAGAUUUACUGUCACUUGCAUUUUCUGCACAUCUCGGGAAAAGCUGACACUGAAAUUGAACCACGCAUAUGAACAUACGUUCAGCACAGUUUAAAAGUCUUUGCGUUCAGAGUAGGCCUAUACAUGGUUAGCGUAUCGAAUUGGAAAAUAUUAAAGGAAAUAGUGGAACGUCCCCAGUGUUUUAAAGAGCAAGAAUUUAAAAACGGAAAGCCAAACGUGUUGCGCGGCCUACUGACCUUCCCUGACCUAAAUAUAAUACUUUUGAAUUUAUUUCAGGCGGAAAUUUAUAAAAAUUAGUGUUGCUCUUGAUUCGGGAUCAGCCACCCAGACAUUACCUACAAGGCUAAUCGGACGAAGACUUUCUUGCUUAUACAAAUAUGAAUUAUGUACGAUAUACCGUGUUAGUAGCUGCAUUCGCUAUUACUGCUGCAGUCACUGUUUCAGAUAAGACAGUCACGUACCCAGAAUUGCGAUGCCCAAACCUUGAGUGGAGAAUGUUUGAAGGAAAGUGUUAUAAUUUGUACCAAGAAUCACUAACAUGGUAUGAGGCGGAGAAGAGGUGUAAAAUUUAUGGAGCAGAUUUAGUUCUUCUCAAGAAUGAAAAACUGAACGAUUUCGCAGUCAACUUGGCGGCCUCAAUCUCGAGUUCAAUUCGGUUCAUAUGGAUGGGGCUAACAGAUAGGGAAACUGAGGGAGAAUUCAAGUGGAAUGAUGGAACCGAUUUAGUGUACAACAACUGGGGGAGUGUCGAACCGAAUAACAGGGGGACAGACUUUCAGCCGAACGCCGAUUGUGUGCUUCUUUAUAUCAACGGAAUGACCGGGGAGUGGAAGGACAAAAGCUGCGAGGAAACGUUAUUCUACAUGUGUAUGAAGAACGCUACUUCUGGCUCAACAACCACAUUUGUCUCCACACCGGUCACUGCAACACAGCCAGUAGCGACGGUAUCAACGAAGGAAAAUGCAGAGUUGCGGUUAGCGGAUCUAACCAACAAGGCACUUAGUGGAAACUUAACAGUUGCGGAAGCAACAGAUGUUGCAAAAGAUGCUAUUGAUACCAUGCAGAGCGUUUUCAAUUCCCCGACCUCCGAUACGGAUAAGAUGGACAUUACAGAGAAAGCAGAAGAAUUGUUCGUGGCUCUGUCGGCAUCGGUCGAAGUUGGCGAAUCCAUCACUAUUGACAGAGACAAUAUUGUGGCGGAAUUGCAUCAUUUAUCCUCAUCUGACGAUUUGGACGGCCUAACAUUCAAAGCUAGUGGGUACAACACAACGAAUUCGACACCACCUUCUCUAACAUUUGACAUAAAUGGGGCUAGAAAUGACGAAGGUGAUGUAAAUGUCGCUGUCAUCUACUACGAUCGUAAAAUAUUCAGUUCUAGUAAUGGCAACGACGAUGCUAAAAUCGUUCGACAAGACGACAACAGAAAUAAUGGUAAGAUAAUGAAUGUAACUAUGGUCAGCGGAGUAAUAUCAGCGACUGCUUCAACUGCAAAACAUAAAAUCCCAGUGAUGGUUGACUUUACACUCCCUAAGGAUGUACCUAAGACCACCAAUCAGAGCGCUAGUGAAAACGCAACCACCCGACAGGCAGUCUGCUCAUAUUGGAACAUAACUGCUAGAGGCUGGUCAACAAAAGGUUGUCGUGUUGUAUCCGGUAGUGAUGUAUUUGCAGCAGAAACACGGUGCUCUUGUUCGCACACAACCAAUUUUGCUGUCCUUAUGCAGGUGUCUGAUGUACCGAUUAAUGAUAGACAUAGGACGGCUUUAGAAUGGAUUACAAGAAUUGGUUGCAGUAUAUCGCUUGCUGGCCUUUUCAUCUCUCUCGGCGUGUAUAUCUACCUCGAAGAUCUUCGGAAACUGGAGCGUAACUUAAUCCACAUUAACUUGAUGGUCAGUCUGAUCAUUGUGCAGUUUCUAUUCUUGCUUGGAAUAGAUCGCACGGAAAAUAAGGACGCCUGUACCGCUAUUGCUAUUUGCCUUCACUUUUUUCUCAUGGCCGUCUUUUCUUGGAUGCUUGUUGAGGGUAUCUACCUGCACUUUAAACUUCUUCGUCGGACAGCCGUCAACAAGAGUAAACUGCCGUAUUAUCUCCUGAUUGGCUAUGGCGUGCCUGUCGUUACAGUAGCGUUCACGGCUGGUUUUGGGUUCAGUGGCUACGGAACUGACAAAAGCUGCUGGUUAUCUACAGCUAAUGGACAUAUCUGGGCAUUCGUUGGACCGGCGUUGGCCAUCAUUUUGGUGAACAUAAUAACAUUAUUUUUUGUCGUGAAGUUGAUAUUUCAACGCUCAUCUCGAAGAAAAAGUGAAAGCCAACAUGCAGUUACUGCAGCCAAAGGAGCAUUCAUUUUGCUACCUAUUCUUGGUUUGACGUGGUUGUUCGGCAUUCUAUCCGUAAAUGACAACACUAUAAUUUUCCAAUACCUAUUUGUCAUCUUCAACUCACUACAAGGGUUAUCAAUUUUCCUUGUUUACUGCGUGUUCAACACAGAGGUAAGAACUUGUGAUUCUUAUUAACUGUACCCUUUAUAUAAGUA
This is a messenger RNA of Anneissia japonica, 2814 nucleotides long. Its product is annotated as adhesion G protein-coupled receptor L3-like. The record is from RefSeq and is a predicted model, not a curated record. Gene Ontology annotation, cellular component: membrane. Bases 659 to 2794 code for a protein of 711 amino acids. Gene Ontology annotation, molecular function: G protein-coupled receptor activity. Gene Ontology annotation, biological process: cell surface receptor signaling pathway; adenylate cyclase-activating G protein-coupled receptor signaling pathway. The transcript is spliced from 18 exons. Lineage: Eukaryota; Metazoa; Echinodermata; Crinoidea; Comatulida; Comatulidae.